AGUCUCGCACCUCAUACACUCUCUCCCUCCUCUCGCAUUCUCUGAGAAAGAGAGAAGACGAGCGACACAGGCAGGCGGUCUCGCCGUCGCUCCGCCGCCGCCUAACCUCCUCCGAGCACCUAACCCCCAUCAUUUAAACCCUCUGACUCUCUUCUUUCCAUUUAUGCCCUCAAUUCGAACAUGCAUCCAUUCCCCAUCUCAGAUUGAAAUCAUAACCCCAAGCCCCAAAUCGGAUUCAGGCGAAAUCUCUUCUUCUCCGACUUGUUCUUGCUUCAAAAAGGUAAACCCACUACUUUCCCUUCAAUUUCGAGCUCCAUUAAGCCUUGCUUUUCAGUUCUGGAACCCAAUCUCUUACUUCUCUCUUUUUCUGGGUUUCUCGACAAACCGCCACCGUCGAGUGCUCCGAUAAAGCGCCGACGAGUCCUUGUAGCUGGGCUAUUUGCUGGGCCCUAGUCUUGGAGCCUCGUGUUGGGAACAAGUUCAGACUGGGAAGGAAGAUCGGAAGCGGCUCGUUUGGGGAGAUCUAUCUCGGUACCAAUAUUUAGACGAACGAAGAGGUUGCGAUUAAGCUGGUGAGUGUUGUUAAUUGAGCUUCUGGUGUUGACUUUUGGGUUUUUGAUUCCAAUUUGGAUGUGGGAAUUGAGCUUCUGGAGUCCCACGUAUUCACAACAAUCGAAAUGUAUUCACAAAAAUCGAAGAUUAGCUUUGAUGCUUGGCAAUUGUGAGGCCGAAGUGCACAAGAUGAAUCAGAAUCACAAUCACAGUAACAAUAAGAAGGAGCCUGUAAAGCGUACUGCUGCUAAUUCUUAUCUGUUUGAAUACGGGUGUAUUGAUGAAAAUGGUUUCCGAAUUCUGAUGACUGUUAAUAGGGGAAUUGAUUAUCAUAUGGAUUUAGGGGGACUAGGACCGGCCUGUUUCGCUGUCGAAGAGUUCAACAAGCGAAAGGGACUUGAAGGGCUGUUUGGAUUGACAUAAAAUAGCGAGAAUCAUGCUGGAGCUAGCAGUUUGCCAAGGUCUAUUGCUGCACACCAAGGCUCCAAGGGUCUUUGUCUUUUACAUCAGUGGGUCUGGGCGUUUCGUUCCUUCCAACUUGGAGAUGCUCAAUUUAGAAGGCCCUCUAUUUUAUGUUUAUAGAAGGCAUCAUAACAUGUUUAGGCAAUUUAGCUUUAGUUCUUGUAGCUUUAUUUUGUGUACAUUAUUAGGCUUUCUACCAAUGCACAUAAUUUUGUGUACUUGAAACAAUGGUGGAUUAAUAGAAAUUGCAAUUAAUGAUUUUGGAAUUG
Messenger RNA from Fragaria vesca subsp. vesca, 1283 nucleotides. RefSeq lists its product as uncharacterized. The transcript has 4 exons. The record is from RefSeq and is a predicted model, not a curated record. NCBI's taxonomy places the organism in Eukaryota, Viridiplantae, Streptophyta, Magnoliopsida, Rosales, Rosaceae. Bases 631 to 975 code for a protein of 114 amino acids.